AAGUUGGCAAAUUUUUGUUAUUCGCUCUCCACCACUCGUCCGAAGCACUUAGGCCUGUCCGCUCCACAGAAACCAGCCGCAAUCGCACCUCGGAACCGUAAACGCUACUCUCCGCACCCAGAUUCGCAUCUUAGCCAUGGCCCAGGCACGCGUUGCGACAACUAUAACCACGGCACUAUCUGCGCCAAUGACAAAUGGCCAGGUGAAUUUGGACAUGGAGGCGAAUCUGAAGCGGCUGGGCGAGAACAGCUGGGAGGAGUUCUCCAUCGACGUUCCCUGGGGCACCGUAGAGGGAAAGUGGUGGGGUUCCCGCAACAGGCAGCCCAUCAUCGCGCUGCACGGCUGGCAAGACAAUUGUGGGAGUUUCGACAGGCUGUGCCCGUUGCUUCCCGCCGAUGUCUCCGUACUGGCGAUUGAUCUUCCGGGCCAUGGAAAGUCAUCCCACUAUCCGCAGGGCAUGCAGUACUUCAUCUUCUGGGACGGAAUCUGCCUGAUCCGCAGGAUAGUUCGUAAAUACAACUGGAAGGACGUCACCCUGCUGGGUCACUCGCUUGGCGGAGCCCUGACCUUUAUGUACGCGGCCAGUUUCCCGGACGAAGUCUACAAGCUAAUAAACAUCGACAUCGCUGGCCCCACGGUUCGGGGAGUCAAAAGGAUGGCGGAAGGAACGGGAAAGGCGCUGGAUAAGUUCUUAGACUACGAGACGCUGCCGGAGAGCAAGCAGCCCUGUUACUCCUACGACGAGAUGAUUAAGCUCGUUUUGGACGCCUACGAUGGCUCUGUGGACGAGGCUUCCGUUCGGGUUCUUAUGAACCGCGGCAUGCGGCACAACCCCAGCAGGGACGGUUACCUCUUCUCACGGGACCUGCGCCUCAAGAUCAGUCUGCUGGGCAUGUUCACUGCAGAACAGACGCUGGCCUACGCCAAGCAGAUUCGCUGCAAGGUUCUUAACAUCCGUGGCACUCCUGGAAUGAAGUUCGAGACUCCUCAGGUCUACGCUGAUGUGAUUGCCACUUUGAAGGAACGCGCCUCCAAGGUGGUGUACGUGGAGGUGCCCGGCACCCAUCACCUGCAUCUGGUCACCCCCGAAAGAGUGGCCCCGCACAUCAACCAGUUCCUGCUGGAUCAUUAAGUAGAACAUUUAAGUAGGAGGCUAGAUAGAGAUACUGUAUGUAGAUAGCUUUUAUAUAUGUAUAUGGACGGAUGUAUUCACCGUGUGCAACGGUGUGCAGUGAUCAAAGGUAUAUGCCCGAUUUGCGCGGAUCUAAAUGUUAUGGUAAAUGUGCCCUUCGCAUUCAAUAAACACAAAUAACUUAAGCGA
Drosophila bipectinata is the source of this 1321-nucleotide messenger RNA. RefSeq names its product serine hydrolase like 2 kraken (gene kraken). The record is from RefSeq and is a predicted model, not a curated record. Lineage: Eukaryota; Metazoa; Arthropoda; Insecta; Diptera; Drosophilidae.